AUGACAAAUGAUGAAGCUAUUAUUGCACCAAGCCAUAGCCAAUUGUUGUUGCCUAGACCUGCACAAAUCGGCGAGUCCAUUUGGUUUGGUUUGAACCAAAUGCUGCAUUGGGAUAUGUUUGCAGGUGUGCCAUUGAUUGGAAGCAAGAGGUCUAGCAUGGCAAGAUCAGCUGCGUUCUUGAAUGCACAAACAAGAAGGACUCGAGGAACUUGA
Molecule: messenger RNA, 213 nt
Organism: Dovyalis caffra
Lineage: Eukaryota; Viridiplantae; Streptophyta; Magnoliopsida; Malpighiales; Salicaceae
Source: the annotation of a GenBank genome assembly